AUGUGCUAUUGGAUACGCUAUUUAAAUUAUAUUCAUGGUUCUGAUCGGCAAUGGGUGGAAGCGGGUCCUCUAUCAUCAUUCUGUUAUCGACGUGAAUCUUAUGAACGAUUGUCAAAUCAUCAAUAUGGUCAUAUCGUCUUCUAUAGAAAUGGUUUCAUCAUUGACGAAUUACAGAAUUUUGGUCAACAACCAUUAACAUUAGGUUUAAUAUUUCGUACGUAUUUCCAAGCUGACAGAAAUAGUCGAUAUGUUCAUUUUCACUUAUUUGCACCAUCAUCGAACACACGGCAACAGCUAGUGGCGAUUGCUCAAUGGUACAAUCAAAGAAUAUCUGGAUCUAAUGGAUUAAAUAUGGCUUUGGGAGGACUUCAAGUUGCUGCAUCAGUAAUACAAUUAUCUAACUGA
Rotaria sordida is the source of this 405-nucleotide messenger RNA. NCBI's taxonomy places the organism in Eukaryota, Metazoa, Rotifera, Eurotatoria, Philodinida, Philodinidae. The record is from the annotation of a GenBank genome assembly.